CUAUCAGUGGGAGGAAAUAUCGCGCAGUCGUUUUUAUGUAAUCGGCGCAGAGGGUGUGUGAGGUGCCACAUCGUUGAUGAUGGAACUUAAAGAGCGCAAAAUGGGCAGUGUUGCGCUGUUUUUGCUCGUGCAGUUGUUGGUUUUUAUGUCGUGUUCUCCGCCACGGUGCCACCCAGGAUUUCCAGGGAUGUGCAGGCCGGUAGUGGAAGAAAAACCCAAAUGCACGGAUAUGUUUCUGUCCUACUGCAAUGACAUGCCUUACACUCAAACAAUGUUCCCGAACAUCCUCGGCCACAAGACCCGUGAGGAGGCUGAGGCCGGCGCCGAGUACCUUCUCAUCAGUGUGGUGGAGUCGCUGCUAGGCGGAGAGUGUAACCCGGAGAUCCGGAUGCUGGGUUGCUCGGUGCUGGCCCCACGUUGCGAGAACGGUCGCGUGCUGAAGCCCUGUCGUGCCGUCUGCGAGGUCACACAGAAGAGAUGCAGCCAUGCUUUUGAUGCAAUAGAGAUGGCGUGGCCCUACUUCCUAGAAUGCGAUCGGUUCUUCGUCGGUGAGGAGGAGGGCUGCUAUGACCCCCUGGAAGGGCUCAGAGGACAACACGAUCUAGAGGAGUUUAGCAGCAUAGAAGCUCUUCCACCUGAAGAUUCUUUUACCAAAAUUAAGUUCACCUACCAUUCCAACGCUCAGAUGAUCACCAUCCUGAAGAAAACAGAGGAGCGAUGCUCCGACAUUGCCAGAACGUACAGUAUUGGCCGCAGCAUGGAGGGAAGGGACCUGCUGGUGAUCGAGUUCUCUAACAACCCCGGUGGACAUGAGCUGCUGGAGCCGGACGUGAAGUACAUCGGCAACAUGCAUGGAGACGAAGUGAUGAGCCGCCAGCUGCUCAUCUUCUUGGUUCAGCACCUGUGCUCGGAGUAUCUUCUGGGAAGCGAGCGCAUCCAGACCCUCAUCAACACCACCCGCAUCCACAUUCUGCCCUCCAUGAACCCCGACGGCUAUGAACUGGCCGUUUCUGGACUCCAGGGCAGUAGCUACGAUGACGGCGAUGAGGGUCCAAGAUACGACACUCAGAACAUUGGGCGGAACAAUGCUCAGAACAUUGACUUGAACAGAAACUUUCCUGAUCUGACUUCCAUUGUUUUCAGCCGGCGUCGGCAGAAGGGCUAUCGCACCGACCACAUCCCAAUCCCAGACUAUUACUGGUUUGGUAAGGUUGCACCGGAGACUUACGCCGUCAUGAAAUGGAUUCGAUCUAUCCCGUUUGUGCUCUCUGCCAACUUCCAUAGCGGGGACUUUGUCGUGUCGUACCCCUAUGAUCUGUCCAAACACCCGCUGGAUCACAACCUGUUCUCGCCAACACCGGACGAUCAGGUAUUUAAGCUUCUAGCAAGAACAUAUGCAAACGCUCACGAGACGAUGACCAAUGAAAACGCGCAGUGUGGAACAUCUCGCUCCUAUAGUCGCAAAGGAACUGUGAAUGGGGCCGAGUGGUACAGCAUAAAAGGCGGAAUGCAGGACUUCAACUAUCUCCACACCAACUGCUUUGAGGUGACGGUGGAGCUCGGAUGCGACAAAUUCCCAGCUGAUGAGGAUCUGCUUAUCGGCUGGCACGAAAAUCAGGAGGCUUUAAUCACAUUUUUGGAAGCAGUCCAUCGAGGUAUCAAAGGAAUUGUAAAGGAUGAGGAGGGAAAUGGAAUUAAAGGAGCGCGCAUAUCAGUCAUAGGAAUAAGACACGACAUCACUACAGCUGAAAAUGGUGACUACUGGCGUCUCCUCAACCCCGGCAUCCACAUUGUGACAGCCACGGCUCCGGGUUACACCAAAGCUAUUAAGAAAGUCUACCUGCCUGCCCACAUGACCAAAGCGGGCCGAGUGGACUUUGUCCUGCAGAAAUCUUUGCUGGAGUCCAACCUGCAGGAGGAGGAAGAAACCGUCCCAUCUCUGGGCACCUACGAGCGCUUUGACCCUUACAAUCAGUACGAGCGCUACACCCUGAUGGCCGAUUUGAGCCCGAGCCGCGAGGAGCGCGCCGAGAAGCCCUGGUGGUGGAACUAUUUUAUCCAGUCAGGAGUUAGCGCCCCCUCCUGGUUGCUCAAACACUAUUAGUUUCCUCUGCAACCAUAUGGGAAAAAAAACACCAACAUCCUGAUUUUCAGUGAUGGCGCUCUACAGGAAAAGGAAAUUCAGAGCGUGAGUAAGCCACCAUUUUUACAUUCGGCGUCAAGCAGUGGUUCCUGAACUGUUUCUGUUGAAGCCCCGCCCUAUGACAAAUGGUAUCAUUUUAAACAAACCAUUAACAAUUUUAAUAAAAUAACCUCAGCAA
Thalassophryne amazonica is the source of this 2321-nucleotide messenger RNA. RefSeq names its product carboxypeptidase Z-like. Gene Ontology annotation, biological process: proteolysis. Gene Ontology annotation, molecular function: zinc ion binding; metallocarboxypeptidase activity; protein binding. Lineage: Eukaryota; Metazoa; Chordata; Actinopteri; Batrachoidiformes; Batrachoididae. The record is from RefSeq and is a predicted model, not a curated record. The transcript is spliced from 11 exons. The coding region runs from base 77 to 2104 and encodes 675 amino acids.